Messenger RNA from [Torrubiella] hemipterigena, 5529 nucleotides. The record is from the annotation of a GenBank genome assembly. Lineage: Eukaryota; Fungi; Ascomycota; Sordariomycetes; Hypocreales; Clavicipitaceae.
GGAUAAGUCGCGGAUUGAGGCAAGAUGCCGUCAAAACCGAGCUUCUUCGACAAGCUGGUUCGGCGCUCCAAGAACAAGCGCUUAGGAGAUAGUUUGGCGCCACCGACCGAUUCUGGAGAUGAACUUUCCCUACGCAGCCGCGCCUCUUCGAGAGCAAGCUCAGCUCAUUCUGCAGUAUCUACCCCUGUAGAAAACAGUAUACCUACCGAAAAUGCGCCCGAAAUAGCAGCUACUGUGCCAGAUGGACCGCCUGUAUCACUCUGGCCACGGGCGUAUGAUCAAGUUCGAAAAGAAAACAAAACCCUCGUUGAGGAGUACGAAAAGCUUCUCGCUAAGCACCUCGACAAGGAUUCUGGCUCCGAGAGCACUAGCAAUUCGGUAUUAGGCAACAGUCCGGAGAAAAUGGCACUUAUAACAGAGCAAGGACUUGAAGAGCUCACAAACAGCAGAAUCAAAUAUACGCUAUUCGGCAACGACUUUGUCCUGAUGGAUCAAGCUGGACAACUCAGCUCAACUCUCGUUGGAUUCAAAGACUACGUUGCUGAGGCAUUCAAAGCUUCCCCCGAGGCAUCUAUGGCCUGGGCAGGCGUUGCGCUAGUCCUUCCACUGGUGACAAAUAUCAGCACAGUUGAGGCAGAGCACAAAGCUAGCUUUAUCAAGGUUCUUUCCCGUAUGAAGCUCUAUGUUGGUAUGGAGCAACUCUUAUGGCCAAAACACCUUAAUUUGCAGCCUAGUGCCCGUAUUACACUCGAACAUGAAAUCACUCAGCUCUAUGUCUCCAUCAUCAUCUUUCAAAUGGAGAGUGCUCGACGAUUCUACAGAAGGUGGAUAAUGCGUACAGUUAGAGAUGCUGUUAAAUAUGACGAUUGGGAGACAAAGGUCAAGGCUGUAAAUGACGCGGAAGAAGUUGUUCUUAACGCCUUUCGACUCGUAACCGAUCAAGCCGUCCGAUCAAACCUGGACGAGCUUGUAUUGAGCGCGGGCCAGCAAACCAAAGCCCUUAUCAGUAUAGCGGAUGAUAUCAAAAGUCUUCUCGACAUACAAACUAAAGGCGUCGCCUAUACAAAGGAGAUUGCAGAUGGAGUGGAAAUGCUGGCUCAGGCCAAGAGUAAAAAGCUCGAAACUGUCAAACUUGACAUGUUUGUCGACACAAAAGCCCAAUUCGAUUCCAUAGACUCUGAACGAGCCGGAAAAUGUUUUGAAAGCACACGAAAGACAAUCCAGCAGCGUAUCAAAGUCUGGGCUGCGUCAAACACAGGACCUAAUAUUCUCUGGGUGCGCGGACUGGCAGGCACUGGAAAAUCGACCAUUGCCCGAACGAUGGCAGCGAAUUUCGCCAAAGAUGGAGUUCUUGCAGGCUCCUACUUUUUCAGACGAGGUGACGAGGACAGAACGAAAAGUGCCAAUAUCCUAUCCACCAUCAUGGAUAGAGCAAUCCACUGUGUCCCAGGACUUGCUCGUCAUGUUGCGGACGCGCUUUCAGGCAAGGACAAAACCUGGCUUCGAGACAAAGGACUUGAGACACAAUUUGAUACUCUUUUCAGAACCCCUCUUGGACGUCUUCUUGAUAAGGGUAAGAUGUCAAGCUUUACUUUUGUCAUAAUCAUUGACGCCCUCGACGAAUGUGCAGAUCAUGGCGACCUAGGCCCUUUGAUUGCGCUACUUUCCGGGCUCAACUCCACGGAGCAGAGGUUCAACAUUCUUCUAACUAGCCGAGCUGCCGGUACAUUCGAGUCACGAGUCCGAGAAUUCAUUGUCGAAGGAGAGGAUUACAUAAAUUUGCAUCUAGAAGAUGCUCAAUUCUCAGAGGAGACUCAGAAAGAUAUCCAAGUAUACAUGUCAGACAUGUUUACACGAAUAAAGCAGCAGUUCGAUAUCGAGCAAAAUCCCUGGCCAACGGAAGUCCAGCAGGAGAUUUUGAUUACUCGCGCAGUGACACCUUCGCCGCUCUUUAUCUAUGCAGCAACUCUGUAUCGAUUUCUCACAAACGAGGAGAGCUUGCCCGACGAUCAGUUGGAAGAAUGGCUUAGUAGUGUGUCUGCUGGUGCAAAUCAGUUAAACGAAAUUUACGAGCCAGUGUUAAAAAUUGCGUUUGCAAGCGUUGGUAUAAAACGACAUGCCGAUCUUCAAAACCUCAUUUAUGCAAUUAUUCUGGCCAGAACACCGUUGUCGAGGCGGAUACUCUCAGAAAUGUUUAGCAUCAAGCUAGAUGUUGUGAAGAGUCUUUUGAAAACACUACACUCGGUUAUAAAUUUACCGACUGGUCAAGAUGAUGCGAUUGAAAUUUACCAUAAAUCGUUCAGCGAUUUUGUGCAGGCAGCGUUGGACACUCCUAAUGCAGAGUCGCCAUACGUCAUCCCUAUUCCAGAGGCACACGGUACCAUAGCCUUCAAGUGCAUAAAGCUAUUGGAUGCAAAGUUGAUGAGAGAUAUCUGCAAACUAGGCGAUCCUCUUACAUUUCUCGAAGAGGUUGACGAUAUCCAUAUUCAGGACUGUAUCCCUGGUAGUGUACAGUAUGCCUCUAAAAAUUGGGUGCAUCAUGUAUUGGACGCCCAAAUUGAAGGCAGUGAAAUCGGCGUCAUCAGUGACUUUCUUUGCAAACAUUUUCUGCAUUGGAUAGAAUGUGCAAUGUUAUUGAAAGACUUUUCAAAUUCAGUGUCGUCCAUCAUUAAUUUGCAAAGUUACAUAUUGGCAGCUGAACACCCAUUACUAAACCUCCUUGCAUUUCUAAAAGAUGCGCAUCGCUUUCUUUUAUUUGUACACGAUUAUGAAACUUCUCCAUUGCAAAUAUAUGGUGCUGGCCUAGUAUUUUGUCCUACAUCAAGUCUCAUUAGAACAACUUUCAAAAAACAUGCCGUUUCAUUGGGAGUUAAGGUUGAAGGAAUCCAAGGUCAUUGGGAUAGCCUAUUACAAACCCUGUCGACUUUACCCUAUACGGAUCAUUUGGAGUAUUCCGACGACGGACGACUACUUCUAGCAGCGUCAGCCAAUUCUGUACAAGUCUGGGACACCAUUUCAGGCUCAGAAAGGUUUACCAAAGUCUUCAACUACAGUAUCUGCGAAGUGCAUUUCUCAUCGGACUCACGACUCAUCGUUGUGCAUACGACAUGGCGGGAUAUUCACAUUGUAGACGCACAAAGUGGCGUCUUAAAGCAGAAGCUAACUGGAUUUUCCUUUCUGCUACCAUCAAAACAAGGAAAAUACCUAUUUUAUUCUCGAUAUAAAGGCCUACAUGAAUUCAACGGGCGCGGAUGGAACGCAGUCACUAUGCAGGAAGUCAAGUCAAUGCCUUUUACUGAUACAGAAUUUGGAAAGAGGCUGUUCGAGUUAGUUGAAUCCAACCCGGAAUCUUACAACACCGACAGCAGCUCUGAUGACAGCGAAUUUCAUGAGCACAACGUACCAGAUUGGGAAAGUAUAUAUGAAAGUAGUAGUCACAGUCUGGAGGGUGAUGAAAAUGAGGAUGAAAUCAUCAGCAGUGUGGAUAGUGGUUAUGGCCGUCACGUUGAGAGCAGCGCGGAGAACAUUGAUGAGAGCAUUGCUGAGAGCGUUGCUCAGACUUGCUCUAGCUCUACUGAAGAAACCGAAUCACUGGGCGGAAUAAUUACAGACUCUGAAACUGGUAGUAUCGAAACUGUGUGGAAAGAUCUUAGACGCCAGUACCCAUGUAAUGUACUGUCUCCAGACGGGACAAUCUCGGUUUCAUGUGGACCAAACAAUCUCAUUAUCGUCGGCAACUCACGAAAUGGAAAGAUUUUGGCCGAGAUUACAUCUAAUACGAAGCGCCCGUCAAUGUUGAUUAUAUCCCAGGACAAUAGGCUGCUCCUAGUGAGUGCGGGAUCCAGCGAGCCGGAGCUUUGGAAUAUCCGCGAUAACAUCAGGGUUUGGACCGGCCAGCCAAAUCCUACGGGUGUAUCUGGUUUCAUCGACCACGCACAGUUUUCAAAAUGCGGCACCUUUGUCGACAUGUACUGUUCUAAAUGGAUAUACAGUCUCAAUAUUGAAACCCUUGACAUUACCUGGAGACAAUUUACUGUGAAUAUUGAUAUCGAAACCAUUUGUGCCACUGGCGAUGGAAGCCAGGUCGCGGCUCUUGCAUCUCGGUCAUUUAUCGCCAUUUUUAAUUCAUCUCUAGAUGAGGCAACAGUUCCUUAUACAGUAGAUGAAGGUGGCUAUUCCAACGCUGCCCAAUCGCUUUUAGUCUCAUCUCAGGAUAUGGUAGCUGUCCAGUUUACUGAUGGCACAAUUGAGCUCCAUGAUACAUUUAACCGCAGCAUUCGCACAAUGAAAACCAAUCAACAUAUGGUGCAAUUUUCGGCCGAUGGGAAAUAUUUAAUCUGCUCGUUUCACAAGACUGCGUGUGUUGCUGUCUAUGAUACGGACAGCUUACAAAGUGUUUUUACAUCCACUUACCAUGGCGAGGCCAGCCAUCCCGAGCCAUUGGUUGCCAUCUCGCCAAACGGUAUAUAUUUAGCAAUAGCUACUUGGAUUGAAGAUACAGCCGAACAGUUAACAGUGUGGAAUUUGCAAACAGGAUACUUGAUACGCUCAAUACCAGUCCUGCCAGUAUCUCUUUUGUUCUUUUCGGAGGAUAUGAGCGAGGACGAUAUUUUGGUAGUCAUCUACAACUUGAGAGGCAGGCGGAGAUAUAGCGUUCACCGGUUUCCAAUAAGCCAAUACUUUUCAUAUCAGAGCCAAGUUUGUGAAGGAAGAGGAUUCAUUUUCGAUGGCUCCUUCCUUCCUAACAGUUCGAAACUGGCAAUCAUAUACACUUCCCACCCAACAUACACGCACGUUGUUGAUCUAUUCUGUGUUCUCACUGGAACCCGACUCACGAGAAUAGUAAAGAACCAUAUGACAAUGACGGACACGAACUUGCGUUUUCCCGCAUUUCCCACGUCAGAUGUCAAUGUAUGGCGACGAGCUGAUGGCUACUGGAACUUGAAAAGCAAUACACGAGAGCUGACCAGUUCUUUUGAUGAUACAUUGAGAUUGGUUUACGAUGAUGACUGGAUUGCCAAAGACGGAAACAGAGUCUUUAAGCUUCCAGGACCAUGUCGUUUGGGAACACCAGUUUAUGACAGCCCGCCGAUCCAUUCCAAAGGCAGUGUCAUGGUAUUCCUAACACAAAACAAUAGUGUCGUUAAACUCACGGUUUUGGAUGAUGGACUGGACUCUGUCAUGCUGGAUACUAGGACUACGCAACUACAGCGUAAGACAAGCGGUGAUUCAAUGAAUUGGAUGGAUAAUGGAGAGAAUUCUAUCACGCGGCGAGAAGUUUCGUUUGGAGUAUCCGAUUUCUUUUAUGAAUUUGCAACGGGAGAAAACGACUCGAAUGACGAUUCGGAUUAGGUAUACAAACAGUAUAUACAACGACAUUUAUCAAGAUCAACAUUUCUACUACAUGAUCUUUCCUAAAGCAAGCUUCAUAUUCUCGCAAAGUUGCUUAUGAAUUCUGUUGUUUAAUAAUCCAGAGGUAUACAAUUGUUACUUCCAAGCACUUUAUAGACAUUUACCUUUACACUGUUA